AUGGCGCGAUCACUGUAUGAUCUUCCUGCCUGUGCUCGUGAUGGCAUUGUUGGCGGCCACUCCGCCGAUCCGAACAGAUUGGAACCUAAGACAAGUGAGGCAGUGACUGGCCCCCACUACGAUGGUUUUCGACUGAGCGCAGAUGCUCAGACCUUCAUCCCAAGUGGCAGUGCCCUUGUCAGAUCUGAGCACGAUCGUUCUUGCAUUUCACAUGAUCCCGUUGCGGAAGAUAUGAGGAGCGGUGCUUCCAGAACAAGCCAACUACAUCAAGGGCCGUCCCCUGAGAUCCUCACUGCUGGAUCCAUCCACCUCAUAGUCAACGACAUGGUCCGGCGCGCAGCGAUACUAGACGGCCACAGCCACGAAAUGAUACAAUUCAUUCUCGAUAACAUCCAGCGCUUCUGGGCGUUCAGACUUGAGGAUGAGCUGGACGCAAUCCGCUCAACUGGUUAUUGUACCUCAAGCCACAGCCACGAGUCCUCUUCCACGGCUUCUUCUGCUUCCACCGAAGCCAGCUUCCAUACCGCUGUCUCUUACCCAGUUGAUAGUGACCUUGACCUCCUCGGGCCAGAUAAGUCCGGAAAUGGUGAGACGGCCUCGAUGGGGACUCAUGCUUGCGAUGCGAACGAUGCAGCUUGA
Molecule: messenger RNA, 639 nt
Organism: Diaporthe amygdali
Lineage: Eukaryota; Fungi; Ascomycota; Sordariomycetes; Diaporthales; Diaporthaceae
Exons: 2
Coding region: 1-639 (212 amino acids)
Source: RefSeq, a predicted model, not a curated record